AUGCAGGUGUCGACACAGAGAGCAGCGAAAAGGCUGGCUCCUUGCACCCCAUGCUGGGAAUUCCAGGUCCAAGCGCCAGACAUGUGGAUGCAGUACCCAGCAGAUGCUGGGCGCUGUCUAGAAGAGGCUUACCAAGCUUGGAAGUCCACAUGCACUGUAUGCAUUCACCAGUAUGAGUACGUCAUCGAUUUCCGCUGGAUGACCCAAACGAACCAGGCCACAGGCAAGGGUAGGCCAAUUCGACGCACAGAAGACACGGAACGGCAUGCUGCAGAUCCUGACAGCGACGCCUCCGACAUGCAGGAACGUGAUGCAAGGCAGCGUGAGAUGAAGCAACUGUCAGAUUGGAACAUGCAGCUCCAAGAGCAGUUGGCUGCCGAACGAGACCAGCAUGAGCUCGAUAUAGCAAGGCUACGAGCAGCUCGAGAGAUGCACCAAGGUGCAGCCGGAUGUGCUGAGCGCCUCCAGUGGCAACGGGACCAUGAGUUCAUCUCCCACCAGCAGGCGGAGAAAGCAAUGAAAGACGAGAUCAGCUCCUUAAAUGAAUGGAUCGCAAAUUUGCAGUACCAGUUGGAUGAAGAGCGUUCGCAGAAGGAGCAUGUGGCUGAAGAGCUGCGGCGCCUCAGACAUGACUUUCGGUCUGAGCAGGUGGGCAUGUCGGUUUGUUUUUUGUAG
Symbiodinium sp. CCMP2592 is the source of this 675-nucleotide messenger RNA. The record is from the annotation of a GenBank genome assembly. Lineage: Eukaryota; Dinophyceae; Suessiales; Symbiodiniaceae.